GCGAUACACGCGGAGAGUUGUAGGGUGUGGAUGUGGAAGACCCCGAACGGCCAAGAUGGCGGCGUCCAUGGCAGAUGCCGGGGAGUUUGAGAAGUGGCUGGAUGAUCGGCUAGACUCCUUAGAAGUGGACCAGGAGGUGUAUGGAGCUUAUAUUUUAGGAAUACUUCAAGAGGAGGAGAGUGACGAAGAGAAGGAGGACGCACUGCUAGGAAUUCUAUCUGCGUUUUUGGAGGAUGAGAAACUUGAAGAUGUCUGCAAAGAGAUCAUUAGUCAGUGGGCUGAGAGCUGUGCCCGGUCGGCAACCAAAAACAAGGAGGAUGCUGAGGUACUGGCCAUUGCCAAUCUGAUAGAGAAGCAGGCACAGAUUGUGGUGAAACAGAAGGAAGUAUCUCAGGAGUCCAGGAAGAGGAAAGAAGCUAAAGAAGCAGUCCUGGCUCAAUAUGCCAAUAUCACCGAUGAUGAGGAUGAAGCUGAAGAGGAGGAGCAGGCUUUCCCCCCCAGUGGUGAUAAAUGUAUCCUGUCUACGCCUCUUAUUGCUCCUCCGAUAACUCCUAUUGAGGAAAAAUCCCUGUUUAAGAACACCAACGUGGAGGAGGUUCUAAGCAGGAAGAAACAGCAGAGGGACCAGGCUAAGGAAGAUUCGCAUAAGAAGAAAGAGACGGACAAGAUGCAGCGCGAGAAGGAUAAACUAGCGAGGCAGGACAGGAAGGACAAGGAGAAGAAACGCACACAGAAAGGGGAACGCAAAAGAUGAGAAAAACAAAUGACACUUUGGGACAUUGUCACAUGAAAUGCUUUGUUACUGGACAAAAAAAAUGAAAUCAACAUCUAUUUUUACCUAUCCCUUAUUACCACCCAUACGAUUGUAACAUGACGCUGUAACAACUUGUCUGGACAUGAAUUAUUUUAACCAAUUACCGUUUUAGUUUUCUAUAGAUUUCAAUCAUCAAGCUUUAUCUAAAGCUGGGAAGCGGUCCAUCUAUCUACAAUGUGUUCUUUCUCCUCAACUGUGAUGAAUAAAGUAAAUCAGUGACUCUAUGAAAAGCCAACUUUAAUAGUCUAUCUCUACUUGCUAUGAUCAACCUGCACAAGCGAUGUUUCGGUAUCAUUGCUGUCCCUGCCUCCUUUUCAAUAUGCCUCUACUAAUGGGGAGACUGCCGGAAAAUUAAUAGUCAUUCAAUAGAUGUAGCAUGCAAGCCUUCACUCUAAAACUGUUUGCCCCGUUUAAGUAAUAAUUUUCCAAGAUAAAUGUUUUUAAAUGGCAUUCAAAUGUUCUGCAAUUACUAUAGGGGAUAUUGUAGUAAAAGGAAUGGGAAGUGCCCUAUGGGAUCUUAACUCACUCAGAUUGAGGAACUGCUAGUAUGUGCCAAUGUGUUGCAAAUGCUUUUCCUCUUUGGAGACGGAUUCUCUCAAGGCUCACACUCAAAUCAUUGUCAUAUUAAAUACAUUCAGUUUGGCACCCCGGUCUUCAUGUACUGUCUAUGCACUCUCUUGUAUGAGAAUCAGAACAAUGUGGAGGUUGAUACUGUAUACCUCGAUUAUAUCAUAUACAAUGUUUGCAGAAUGGCAAUGGGGUUCAUUUUUAACAUCUUUUUUGAAUAAAUAAAUGCCAUUUUAAA
Oncorhynchus mykiss (rainbow trout) is the source of this 1619-nucleotide messenger RNA. Lineage: Eukaryota; Metazoa; Chordata; Actinopteri; Salmoniformes; Salmonidae. The record is from RefSeq and is a predicted model, not a curated record.